Ficedula albicollis (Collared flycatcher) is the source of this 3463-nucleotide messenger RNA. It is a transcript of the gene ITGB2, whose product is annotated as integrin subunit beta 2. The coding region runs from base 117 to 2447 and encodes 776 amino acids. The record is from RefSeq and is a predicted model, not a curated record. Gene Ontology annotation, cellular component: focal adhesion; cell surface; integrin complex. Gene Ontology annotation, biological process: cell-matrix adhesion; cell adhesion mediated by integrin; integrin-mediated signaling pathway. Gene Ontology annotation, molecular function: integrin binding; amyloid-beta binding. The transcript has 16 exons. Lineage: Eukaryota; Metazoa; Chordata; Aves; Passeriformes; Muscicapidae.
GGGUACAUCACGGAGCUCCUGAUUCCCAGCUGCUUCUCCCAGCCAAACUUGAGAAGCUGAGACCAUCCUCAUCCCAGACCAAGUACGGGACAGAGACGAGGGCUGGAGGCCAGACAAUGCCUCGUGACUGCUGCCUCCAGCUGCCAGCAGUGACCUGGGUGCUGCUGCUGGUGACAACAGCCUUUGCCAUGGAGUGCCCCAAGAUCAAGGUGGGGACGUGCAAGGACUGCAUUCGGUCUGGUCCUGGCUGUGCCUGGUGCAAGAAGCUGAAUUUCACAAAAGCUGGUGAGCCAGACUCCAUCCGCUGUGACACCAUUGAGCAGCUGAAGCAGAGGGGAUGCCCAGGCAGUGAGAUUGUGUUUCCAGGCAAUGAGAUCAAAAGAACACAGGACAGCCCCUUAAGCGACAAGAUACAGCUGACUCCACAACAGGUGCACCUGAAACUGAGGAUAGGCCAGCCUGCUGUGUUUGACGUGAAGUUCCGCCGUGCCAUGGGGUAUCCCAUCGAUCUCUACUACCUCAUGGACCUCUCCUACUCCAUGCUGGAUGACCUGGAGAACGUGAAGAAGCUGGGAGGGGAGCUGCUCCGGGCUCUGGAGAGCACCACCCCUUCUCGGCGCAUUGGGUUUGGCUCCUUUGUGGACAAGACGGUGCUGCCAUUCGUGAACACGCACCCCGAGAAGCUGCGGAACCCCUGCCCCAACAAGGACAAGAAGUGCCAGCCUCCCUUCGCCUUCAAGCACAUCCUGUCCCUGACUGACAACGCCGAGCAGUUCGAGAGCGAAGUGGGGAAGCAGUUCAUCUCCGGGAACCUGGAUGCCCCAGAGGGGGGGCUGGAUGCCAUGAUGCAGGCAGCAGUGUGUGGGGACCUGAUUGGCUGGCGCAACGUGACCCGCCUGCUGGUGUUUGCCACCGAUGACGGCUUCCACUUUGCCGGGGAUGGCAAGCUGGGGGGCAUCCUGACCCCCAACGAUGGCCAGUGCCACCUGGAGGACAACAUGUACAAAAGGAGCAAUGAGUUUGACUACCCAUCUGUUGGCCAGCUGGUCCAGAAACUUGCUGAAAACAACAUCCAGCCCAUUUUUGCUGUCACCAGUAAGGUGGUGGAUGUUUACAAGAAACUCAGUGAGAUGAUCCCAAAGUCGGCGGUGGGAGAGCUGAACGAGGACUCCAGCAACAUCAUUGAACUCAUCCAAGUGGCCUACAAUAACCUCUCCUCACGGAUCAUCUUGGACCAUUCCACCUUGCUGGACACUCUGGAUGUCAAAUAUGACUCCAAAUGCAAAAAUGACAAGGACUCAGUGGAUGAAGCAAGAGGCCAGUGUGACAAUGUCAAGAUCAACGAUGAGGUCACCUUCAAAGUGAAGGUCACAGCCAAGGAGUGCAUUUCCAGCUAUUCCUUCACCAUCCGGCCACUAGGCUUCACAGACACCCUCACUGUCCAUGUGGCCAACAACUGUGACUGCCACUGCAAUGACCAGCCCAACCCAGCUGCUUGCAGUGGGCAAGGCAUCACUGAGUGUGGGAUCUGCAGCUGCAGUCCGGGAUACACGGGGAAGAACUGCGAGUGUGACACCAAAGGGAGGAGCAGCAAGGAGCUGGAGCACAGCUGCAGGAGGGACAACAGCUCUCUGGUCUGCUCGGGGCAGGGGGACUGCGUGUGCGGGCGCUGCGCCUGCCACACCAGCGACGUGGCCGGCAAGGACAUCUACGGCACCUACUGCGAGUGCGACAACGUCAACUGCGAGUUCUUCAAUGGCUCCCUCUGCGGCGGCCCAGCACGUGGGCGGUGUGACUGCGGGGUGUGCAAGUGCCAUCCUGGCUACGAGGGCAGUGCCUGCCAGUGCCAGCAGUCGACGGAGGGCUGCCGCCUCAACAGCCAGGGCCCCGUGUGCAGCCUCCGUGGGACCUGCCACUGCAACCGCUGCCAGUGCUGGGACAAGUACCAGCCCCCCUUCUGCCAGGAGUGCCCAGCCUGCCCCUCGCCCUGCGGGGAGCACGUCUCCUGUGUGGAGUGCAAGUUCUUCGGCAGCGGCCCCUUUGAGAAGAACUGCUCCCAGGCCUGUCCCAACAUCAAGCUGCCCACAAACUCAACAGAGGGGGGCACAAAUGAAAGGAAAUGCAGGGAAAAGGAUUCCCAGAACUGCUGGAUGUCCUUCCGUAUGAUCCAGGAGGAUGGCAGGGAUAUAUACACCAUCAUCGUUGAGUCUGACAGAGAGUGCCCAGAGCCCCCCAAUGUCCCCCUGAUCGUGGGCAGCACCAUCGCUGGCGUGUUCCUCAUCGGCGUCCUGGUCCUGGUCAUCUGGCGGUUCCUGAUGGAGCUGCUGGACCGUCGGGAAUAUCGCCGCUUCGAGAAGGAGAAGAGCAAAGCCAAGUGGAAUGAUGCUGAUAAUCCCCUCUUCAAGAGUGCCACCACCACUGUCGUCAACCCCAGGUUCAAUGAGUGAGGCAAUACCUGGCAGCACUGGGAUGUACUGUUAAAUAAGGAAAUGCCAAGCUAAGGAAAGCUCAAACUAAGGAAAUCUUAAUCUAAAGCUCCUUCCCCUUCUUCUUUAUCCUCAUGGUUUUGUCCCUUCUUCCCCAUCAUGUCAGGUGUUGGCUGAGGGACUGCAGCCACGCCGGUCUCCUGCCCACUGCCUGAUGGUUGUGUUGGUGCAGCUGGUAGAGGGGAACACCACAGCAAUAUGCAGUGGCUCCUGCCCCAUCUCCUGAUGCUAGCUUUGCUGUCUGGCAGCAGUCUUGGACACCGAGCCCCAAAGCCAGCUGAGAGCACAGAGUGCUUCCAGCUUUGAUUUUGAGUUGGGAUUUCAAAACUGCCGUCUCUCUUCUGCUCCAGCAAGAUCUGCCUCCAGGCUGCCUUCCCCUGCUGCAUUAGUCUCCACCACUAUGCCAUGUUUUCCAGAGAACUCUCUGCUGAGUUGGACAUAAAGGGUCCAAGCAACUGCUCUAGAGGAUGCAGUGAUAUGAUAGGCCCUGAGGGAUAGUGAGCAGCUGUACCUUGUGAUGAAGAGCAGCUGGAGAAGAUGCACUUCCCAAAUCACCAACUGCUUCCUGGCAUCACUCCCUACUCAGACCUACCUCAGACAAGGUUCUGCCUGGGCUUCUGCAUGCUUAGCUUACCUCCUCUGCACAGUAAGGAGCCACUGUUGGAUCUUCUUGAUCUAUGAGCACCUGGAAAAUGCAGCUUGGAGUUCAGCCACAGCUUCUUCAAUCCCCUGAGGCAUAAUCUCCCUGCUUUGUGAGUGUGUCAGACGUAUCAGGAGCCAGCUGUGCAAAACACCUGGCAGUAGCCAGAGCAUCUCCAGCUCAGCACUUAUCCCAACCACACACAGCAGCUCUUAUGUUGUGGGUCAUUCCUGUGAAACAGUGGUGCAAUUCCUUAUUUGCUUUAAGUUUGAGAUAAAUUUGCAUAGAGUUGUAUUGUGUUGCAUCUUUAUUUUCCCUCUGAAGAAGUUUAAUGUGA